Messenger RNA from Galdieria sulphuraria, 281 nucleotides. RefSeq lists its product as uncharacterized. Lineage: Eukaryota; Rhodophyta; Bangiophyceae; Galdieriales; Galdieriaceae. The coding region runs from base 45 to 260 and encodes 71 amino acids. The transcript has a single exon. The record is from RefSeq and is a predicted model, not a curated record.
AACGGAAAUGUGCCAUCAUUUGGAUAGCUCAUUAUCCAAAUUUCAUGAACAGGAAAAUGGCAAGUGGUGGCUUUUCUGUUGCUUUUAUUUCAGUGGAAGACGAGAAUUGUGGAAGAAGUAAUGAAGAUACUGAAAUAGACCCUGUGCAACCUCUUCUUGAUUGGAACUGCGUUAUUUGGUUCCCAUUCUCAUCUGCGAGUGCAACCAAGGAAGAGGAGGAGAAGGAGAAAGUUCACGAGGAUAUUGGUUUCAUAGUAUAAGAAAGGUAAGUUUUUUUCUAU